Nicotiana tabacum (common tobacco) is the source of this 1168-nucleotide messenger RNA. The record is from RefSeq and is a predicted model, not a curated record. Lineage: Eukaryota; Viridiplantae; Streptophyta; Magnoliopsida; Solanales; Solanaceae.
AUGGCGUAUUCUCUUCUUACACACUUGAAUAGUACUAGGGAUGAUUGGACCGUGAGGGUUAGAGUUUGCCGGAAAUGGGACUCUAUUAAUUUCAAGAGAAACAGAGAACUAAUGAGUACAGACAUGAUCCUUAUAGAUGAAGAGGAAACUUUGAUACAUGCUACAAUCAACAAGAAUUUAGUAAAUAAGUACAAGAAUUUGCUCAGUGAAGGAUCAGUCUAUUUUAUUAAGAACUUCAAAGUUAGUGAGGCUUCUGGUGUAUAUAGACCAGUGACAAGUAAUUUCAAAAUUUCUUUCUUCCUGACAACUGCACUCCAGGAACUACAAGAAGGUAUUGUUAAUAUUCCAAUAAACGGAUUCCAUUCUGCAAAAACAAAAUUAACUUUGUGGGAAGAACUUGGAGAGAAGUUCGAACUAUUUCUAUACAACGACUCUGGCCCGUACGUUGUCAUAGUUACUUCUACAACAGUUAAACAAUUCCGUGGUGGGGUUACUUUCGCCACGACAUAUGCAAGUAAAAUAUAUGUAAAUCUAGAAAUAGAUUACAUAACAACUUUGAUUCAAAAGUUUGGCCCCACAUUUCUUGGUGUACAAACUAUUGGAAGCUCUCAUGUCAAUAACAUUCCCAUUGAGGAAGAGAUGUUUAUGAACAGGAUGAACAUUACUGAGUUGUUGGAGUCCGACUGGAGUGCGGAAAUACAUGAAUACAUUGUUACAGUGAGGGGAAACAUUGCAGAAGUAGAUAAUUAUUUUGAUUGGUACUACAUUUCAUGCAACUUGUGUUCAAAGAAGAUUGUACCUUCAAAUGGUGUCUACACAUGUCACUUUUGUGCAAAAGAAUGCAAGUUUCCUUUGGUGAAGUACAAAAUACAUGUCAAAGUAAGAGACAAAACUGGAAAUACUACUGUGGUAUUAUUUAAUGCUGUUGCGGAGAAGCUCCUCGAUACAUUUGCCCACAAGUUGUUCAAUAGGCUAUCAUUGGAAAGCAAUAAUGUACCUCCACUAAUCCAGAGCCUUUGCGGCAAGGAAUUUAUUUUCAAGCUACGAUUAAACAAUUACAAUCUUAAAGAGGGGCUUGAAAAUUAUACUGUAUCCAAGUUGUUCAUUCCAGAUGAGAAUCUUGAAUUGCAAUACACAACAAGGAAAGAACAAAAGGUAUUGUGAUAUA